This is a messenger RNA of Ipomoea triloba (trilobed morning glory), 2590 nucleotides long. Its product is annotated as elongation factor G-2, chloroplastic-like. The transcript has 5 exons. Gene Ontology annotation, molecular function: GTP binding; GTPase activity; translation elongation factor activity. Gene Ontology annotation, cellular component: mitochondrion; chloroplast. Gene Ontology annotation, biological process: mitochondrial translation; translational elongation; ribosome disassembly. The record is from RefSeq and is a predicted model, not a curated record. Bases 106 to 2490 code for a protein of 794 amino acids. NCBI's taxonomy places the organism in Eukaryota, Viridiplantae, Streptophyta, Magnoliopsida, Solanales, Convolvulaceae.
GACCCAAAAUUAUUGCAAGGUCUUCCAGAAGAACCUGGAAGCCCAAGAAAUCUCCUCUACAGUCUCUUACACUCUCAACCUCCAUUAGCUUUCACUGAUUCGACAAUGGAGAUGGCCGCAGAGUCAGUAAUUAGGACGUCACUGGCUUCCACUGCGUCUUCAUUCUGCAACUUCCAUGGCUCAAGAACGCCGGCGCGCAUUUCUAACGCUGCCGGCUCCCAGCAUCGGCGACGUCGCUGCAGCAGCAGGGUUCAGUCUCUCACUUCUGCUUCUCUGUCUGAAUUCUUCGGAAGCUUUCAGCAUAGGUGCGCCCUUGCUUCAAAGGCUCCAACUUUUUACCAGAAACGAAGCCAAAAGAGCAGUUUCUCCAUCUUCGCUAUGGCCGCCGCUGAUGAUGGAAAGAGAACAGUGCCAUUGAAGGACUACCGCAACAUUGGAAUUAUGGCUCAUAUUGAUGCCGGGAAGACGACUACGACUGAACGGAUCCUCUACUAUACUGGUAGGAACUAUAAAAUUGGUGAAGUACAUGAGGGAACAGCCACAAUGGACUGGAUGGAACAGGAGCAGGAGAGGGGGAUUACUAUUACUUCUGCUGCAACUACUGCUUUUUGGAACAAACAUCGGAUUAACAUAAUUGAUACUCCUGGCCACGUUGACUUCACCCUUGAAGUAGAACGAGCCCUCAGAGUUCUGGACGGUGCUAUAUGCUUGUUUGACAGUGUUGCUGGUGUGGAACCUCAGUCGGAAACUGUUUGGAGACAAGCUGACAAGUAUGGAGUGCCUAGAAUAUGUUUUGUUAACAAAAUGGAUCGUCUAGGAGCAAAUUUCUUCCGCACCAUAGAUAUGAUUGUAACAAACUUGGGUGCUAAACCACUUGUAAUUCAAAUUCCAAUUGGUUCAGAGGAUAACUUUCGAGGAGUUGUUGAUCUUGUGAGGAUGAAAGCUAUAGUUUGGUCGGGGGAAGAAUUAGGUGCUAAGUUUGCGUAUGGGGACAUUCCUUCUGAACUUCAAGACCAAGCCGAAGAGUAUAGGGCAGAGAUGAUUGAGGCCAUUGUUGAGUUGGAUGAUGAAGUGAUGGAGAAUUACCUGGAAGGAGUCGAACCUGACGAGGCAGCCAUUAAAAAGUUGAUUAGGAAGGGAACCAUCUCUAGCACUUUUGUCCCAGUAUUGUGUGGCUCAGCUUUUAAGAAUAAGGGGGUUCAGCCAUUGCUUGAUGCAGUUGUGGAUUAUUUGCCUUCUCCUAUCGACUUGCCACCAAUGAAAGGGAGUGACCCCGAAAACCCAGAGGUGACCAUUGAAAAACCUGCUAGUGAUGAUGAACCCUUUACUGGCCUGGCCUUCAAGAUUAUGGCCGAUCCUUUUGUGGGGUCUCUCACAUUCAUAAGGGUAUAUUCGGGAAAGCUUGCUGCAGGGUCUUAUGUUCUAAAUGCAAACAAAGGAAAGAAAGAGAGGAUUGGCAGACUUCUGGAGAUGCAUGCUAAUAGCAGAGAGGAUAUCAAAUCAGCUUUUACUGGUGAUAUUGUUGCCCUUGCUGGCCUAAAAGAUACAAUUACUGGAGAAACAUUGUGCGAUCCUGACAGUCCAGUUGUGCUUGAACGGAUGGAUUUCCCUGAUCCUGUUAUAAAAGUUGCCAUUGAACCCAAGACCAAAGCUGAUAUUGAUAGGAUGGCAGCUGGACUUGUCAAGCUUGCUCAAGAAGAUCCAUCUUUCCAUUUCUCUCGUGAUGAAGAGACUAAUCAGACAGUCAUUGAAGGAAUGGGAGAAUUACAUCUUGAGAUUAUUGUUGAUCGGCUCAGGAGAGAAUUUAAGGUGGAGGCUAAUGUCGGUGCCCCACAAGUUAACUAUCGCGAGAGUAUUUCCAAGGUCUCAGAAGUGAGAUAUAUUCACAAGAAGCAGUCAGGUGGGCAAGGUCAGUUUGCUGAUAUAACUGUGAGGUUCGAACCCUUGGAAGCUGGUAGUGGAUACGAAUUCACAAGUGAAAUCAAGGGAGGUGUAGUGCCAAAAGAAUACAUCCCGGGUGUGAUGAAGGGACUAGAAGAAUGCAUGUGCAAUGGAGUGCUAGCAGGCUACCCUGUUGUCGAUGUUCGUGCGGUAUUAGUUGAUGGCUCUUACCAUGAUGUCGACUCGAGCGUUCUGGCAUUCCAGUUGGCUGCCAGAGGGGCUUUCAGGGAAGGGAUGAGGAAAGCCGGUCCACAAUUGCUGGAACCCAUAAUGAAGGUUGAAGUUGUCACGCCAGAGGAGCAUCUCGGAGAUGUUAUUGGUGACCUCAACUCAAGGCGAGGCCAGAUCAACAACUUCGGAGAUAAACCCGGUGGUCUCAAGGUAGUUGAUGCAUUGGUGCCACUAGCUGAGAUGUUCCAAUAUGUGAGUAGCUUAAGAGGGAUGACAAAAGGGCGUGCAUCCUACACCAUGCAAUUAGCCAAAUUUGAUGUUGUCCCCCAACACAUCCAGAAUAAGCUUGCAACUAAGCAGGAAGCUGUUGCUGCCUAACCCCCCCCACCCCAUUUUUGGUCUAUUUAUGUUAUGUGCCAAAUUGCCAAUCAAAUUUUGUGACAAUCAUAUACCAAAAUGCAAUCUUUUUUUUCCCCCA